This is a messenger RNA of Punica granatum (pomegranate), 1202 nucleotides long. The record is from RefSeq and is a predicted model, not a curated record. Lineage: Eukaryota; Viridiplantae; Streptophyta; Magnoliopsida; Myrtales; Lythraceae.
AGCACACUUCUCUUUCUCGGCGAAAUUCACCUGCGGGGUUCAUCUUUGCUCUCUCUUCCCUUUCUCUCACUCCCAGGGCCAACCCCCAGCUCCCCGAUUUUCUCGGUCAUUUCAAGGAUUAAUCGAAUUUUACUGUCCCACGAUCGAAGCCCAGUGAGAUCGAUUCCGAAUCUAGCUCGUGAUUGCAGCAAAAAUCGGUCCUUAUUGAGCUGAAUUUCGAUUUUGGGGCUGGGUGAGCUAUGGAUGCUGAUUCAUGGAGUGCUCGUCUCUCGUCGGCCUCGAGGAGAUAUCAAUCUUCCCUUCAAACGCGAUCAGUAAGAUGCAGUAUUUUAUGUUUCGGCCCAAUUCCUGAGGAUGAUAUGUUUAUGGGGUUCGAGGAAAUUGAUGGAGAUGAUGAUAUUAGGGAGGAGUUUCCAUGCCCAUUUUGUUCAGAGUAUUUUGACAUCGUUGGCUUGUGUAUUCACUUAGACGAUGAGCAUCCAGUGGAAGCAAGGAAUGGGGUGUGUCCUGUUUGUGCAAUGAGAGCAGGAGUUGAUAUGGUUGCACAUAUAACCCUACAACAUGGAAAUAUUUUCAAGAUGCAGCGUAAAAGGAAGUCAAGAAAAAGUGGAUCCCAUUCUGCACUCUCUUUCUUGAAAAGAGAACUGCGUGAUGGAACCCUGCAGUCCCUUCUUGGAGGAUCGUCAUGUACGGUUUCUUCAUCUAACGCAGCAGCUGAUCCGCUUUUAUCGUCAUUUAUACUGCCCGUGGGUGAUGAUUUUGCCAGUGUUCAGACAAACCUUUCAACUGAAACUAGCACUAAAAAGAAAAGCUUGGAUGAAAAUGUGCCUGAACGGAAAGUACAGACACCCCCUUUAUCUGUCAAGGACCAGGAAGAGAGGGCAAAGCGGUGCAAGUUCGUUGGAGAACUGUUGUUCUCGACAAUCCUCAAUGACGGUUUAUGAAGAGAGCUCGAAGUGGUUGCAUCAGUGGUGGAUCUCACUAAGGUAAAGAGCCAUGGAAUCUACUACGCGCGGCUUGUUAGGGCAAAAUAUGCCGAUGUAUUUUUUAAAAUAGAAAGCUGAGAAAUAAGGUCUGUAGGAGUGAAUGGAUGUACUCUUAUUGUAUGUAUGAACUGGUAGAACCUGAACAGAGUUCCUUCCCUGGGUCCUGUCAGGUCAUGAAUCAUAAUUAAUAGAUAUACUAUGUUUAAGGAUUAAAAA